Oryzias latipes (Japanese medaka) is the source of this 6200-nucleotide messenger RNA. Lineage: Eukaryota; Metazoa; Chordata; Actinopteri; Beloniformes; Adrianichthyidae. The record is from RefSeq and is a predicted model, not a curated record.
UUCGCCGGGUGGAGCUUGUGAACGUCUGUGGAUGGCUACUGCUCGUCUUAGUGAACAUUUGUUUGACAGGAAGGUGAAGCGGUCCGUGUGCGGGAACCGCCGGCAGAAGUUAGUUCCUCUCCCCGUGCCGGUGCGCAGCUUUGCGGUCAGCGUGGAGGCGGGCUGGAGAGUGACAAAUGAGCAGCAGGCGUGUAAGCAACAGGGCACGGAGAGAAAUGUCAGGGACUGCCUCAGCCGAGAGCAACAGAGAGCGCGAUUAGAGCAGCGCAGCGCGGAAAACAGUCCGAGGGGAAGAAGAGAAUGCGAAUGGUGCGAAGAUACCGAAGACAAACAAAAUGGAAACGAUGUAGCGUCGCUGCGGCAUUUCACAUAGCUAGACUAGAGAGUAGAUAGCCAAGGCGCUAGCCAGUAAACUCAUAUACAUGUAAAGUUAUUCCCAGGAGACGCUGAAGCGGAGCCAGGAGGCGUCAGAGGAGUUCAUCUGUGCCGCAAAAUCCAACACGACCCACGCGAGAGGAUGUCUCGGAAGACACUGAAGUGUUUGCUUGGUGUGGAUGAGGGAAGCAGAGCCAAUAGAAAAGUUGUUGUUGGUCAUCGACCAUGUCCAAGCAAUGAGGAGAUCAUCCCACCAAAGUUCUGUGACAACAGGAUCGUGUCUUCCAAGUAUACAGUGUGGAACUUCCUACCAAAGAACCUGUUUGAACAGUUUAGAAGAAUUGCCAAUUUCUACUUCCUUAUCAUCUUCCUGGUGCAGGUGAUAGUGGACACCCCCACCAGCCCAGUCACCAGUGGCCUACCUUUAUUUUUUGUGAUAACAGUAACUGCUAUCAAACAGGGAUAUGAAGAUUGGCUGCGGCACAAGGCUGACAAUGAGGUGAAUAAGUAUAAAGUGACGGUGCUUGUGGACGGCAAGAGGAUAGAAAGCGAGAGUGAGAAGAUCAAGGUGGGAGACAUUGUGGAAGUAAAAGAAAACGAGACCUUUCCCUGUGAUUUAAUACUGCUGCAAUCUCAUCGAGAUGACGACACAUGUUUUGUGACCACAGCAAGUCUGGAUGGAGAGUCCAAUCAUAAAACUCAUUACACAGUGCCAAACAUUGAGAGCGAUCUGGAAUCCCUCACCGCCACCAUUGAGUGUGAACAGCCACAGUCUGACCUUUACAAGUUUGUGGGCCGCAUGGACAUCUACAAAGACAGCCAGGAGCCCAUAUUCAGGUCUUUGGGUCCGGAAAACCUUCUGCUGAAAGGCGCUACUUUAAAAAACACAAAAAUGAUAUAUGGCGUUGCGGUUUACACUGGCAUGGAGACAAAAAUGGCUCUCAACUAUCAGGGCAAAUCUCAGAAACGAUCUGCUGUGGAGAAGUCCAUCAAUGCCUUCCUUCUAAUCUACCUUUUCAUAUUGGUGAGCAAGGCCCUUGUGUGCACUACACUGAAGUAUGUGUGGCAGAGCAAGCCAGGACAGGAUGAGCCAUGGUACAACGAGAAAACCCAGAGAGAGAGGGAAACCAAUCUGUACCUAAAAAUGUUCACCGACUUCCUAUCCUUCAUGGUGCUCUUCAACUUUAUCAUUCCGGUGUCCAUGUAUGUCACAGUUGAGAUGCAGAAGUUUUUGGGAUCCUUUUUCAUCACGUGGGAUAAAGAUUUCUUCGACCCUGAAAUCAAAGAGGGGGCACUGGUCAACACUUCAGACCUAAACGAAGAGCUGGGACAGGUGGAGUAUGUCUUUACAGACAAGACGGGGACGCUCACUCAGAACAACAUGGAGUUCAUAGAAUGCUGCAUCGACGGUUUUCAGUACAAGUACCGGGACGCUUGCGAUGAGCUGGACGGGUUCUCUGUAACAGAUGGACCUGUGAACAAAGUGCAGCAGAAAGCUGGCAGGGAGAAGGAAGAUCAAUUUCUGCGAGCCCUAUGUCUGUGCCACACAGUCCAGGUGAAGGAGUCUGCAGAGCAGGAUGGACUGGCAGACCAAGUGGACGGUUCAAUAUUGGAUGAAGCUUCAUCACAAGAGGAGAGGGGUUUUAUAGCUUCCUCGCCUGAUGAGAUCGCUCUUGUCAAAGGUGCCAUGAGGUAUGGCUUCACAUUUUUGGGUCUUGAAAGUAAAACACUGAAAAUCCUCAACAGGAAAAAAGAAGUUGAAAAGUAUGAACUGCUUCACGUGCUCAACUUUGAUCCAGUAAGAAGGCGAAUGAGUGUUAUAAUUAAAGAUACAUCAGGUGAAACAUUUCUUUUCUGCAAGGGAGCAGAUUCAUCCAUCUUCCCUCGAGUCAAGCAGGAGGAGGUUGAAAAGAUACGCAUGCAUGUGGAGCGGAAUGCAACAGAGGGUUAUCGCACACUGUGUGUCGCCUCCAAACGUCUAAGCCCAGAGGAGUUUGCCCAGGUGGACGAAGAACUAAAGGAAGCUAGAUUGGCUCUGCAGGACAGAGAGGAGAAGCUGAUGGCCGUUUACAACCAAGUGGAGACGGAAAUGACCCUGAUAGGAGCUACUGCUGUGGAAGAUCGGCUCCAGGAGGAGGCAGCUGAGACGAUGGAAGCCCUGCAAGGAGCAGGGAUGAAGGUUUGGGUCCUGACUGGAGACAAGAUGGAGACGGCAAAGUCCACUUGCUAUGCUUGUAGGUUGUUCCAGAGGAACACAGAGCUGCUGGAGCUAACUUUGCGAACUCUCGAGGAUAGAGGGCGAAGUCGCGAGGAACGACUCCAUGAGCUGUUGCUUGAGUAUCAUAAAAAAGCCGUACAGGAUGCACCACCAGUAAAAGGAGGCAUUGCCAGGAGUUGGUCUGGGGCCAACCAUGAUUAUGGCUUCAUUAUAGACGGAGCGUCUUUAUCACUGAUGCUCAAGUCGUCUUCUGCAUCCAAACCAAAUUCCUACGAGAGCCUAUUCCUGCAGAUUUGUCAGAACUGCACGGCUGUGCUCUGCUGCCGCAUGGCUCCCCUUCAGAAAGCUCAGAUUGUUAAAAUGGUGAAGAACUCUAAAGGAAGUCCAAUCACUCUUUCCAUUGGAGAUGGAGCUAAUGAUGUCAGCAUGAUUUUGGAGGCUCAUGUUGGCAUUGGAAUCAAGGGGAAAGAAGGUCGGCAGGCGGUGAGAAACAGUGACUACGCCAUCCCCAAACUCAAACACCUCAAAAAGCUUCUGUUGGCUCAUGGCCAUCUCUACUACGUCCGUAUAGCUCACCUAGUGCAGUAUUUCUUUUACAAGAAUCUCUGCUUCAUCCUACCACAGUUUUUGUACCAGUUCUUCUGUGGAUAUUCUCAACAACCUCUGUAUGAUGCGGCCUAUCUGACCAUGUACAACAUCUGCUUCACCUCUAUGCCCAUCCUGGCUUACAGCCUGCUGGAGCAGCACAUUAGCAUUGAUGAUCUCCUGGAAAAUGCCACCCUCUACAGAGAUGUUGCAAAGAACGCCAUGCUGCAGUGGUGGCCAUUCCUGUACUGGACCGUACUUGGAGUCUUUCAGGGCUUACUCUUCUUCUUUGGUGUUCGGUGUUUGUUCAGCAACCCAGCCCUGCAGGACAAUGGCCAGGUUUUCGGGAACUGGUCGUAUGGGACUAUUGUCUUCACUGUUCUCGUGUUCACUGUAACUCUAAAACUGGCUUUGGACACUCGGCACUGGACGUGGAUCAACCACUUUGUAAUCUGGGGCUCCUUAGCUUUCUACGUGUUUUUCAGCUUCUUCUGGGGAGGAAUCAUAUGGCCUUUCAUCAGACAUCAGCGUUUGUACUUCGUGUUUGCCAACAUGCUGGGCUCCGUGUCAGCCUGGCUGGUCAUCAUCUUGCUCAUCCUUCUGAGCCUACUGCCAGAGAUUCUGUUUGCAGUGUUCCGCAAAAACCAUGGAUCCCAUGCUCGUCAGAAGACGCUGGUUGAGUCAAGCGGCGGGGGCCUCGAGUUUCCUGGGUCUUCAGCCAGGCCCCUGCUCAUGAGAACCUUUUCUGAUGAGUCGCAUACUGUCAUUUAAACAGCUGUCAAUGGAUGGCCUCCACCAAAUAUCCAGACAUCAACGGUUACACCGCUUACCUACAAGCACCCGAGGGAGCAUAACCACCAGCCGGGACUCGACGGGCAACAUUAAAGUCAGUCGGGCCUCAGCUCUUCAGCGGUCUGACAGGAGGAGCUGAAGUGGACCCAUAACAGCAGAAAACUCCAUGGUUUAAUGGAGGCGGUCUAAUCCACCCAUCUGUGCCCAACGCCCCACCUCAAGCAUGCCUGCAGGGCAGUGUCAUGUUAUUUUAAAUGGCAAAGAUGACAGGCAUGAGUUUCCUUUUUUUUUUUUAAUAUUAGCCUCCAGAUGAAUGCAUACAGCGUGUGGCUGCCUUCUCAGUAGCUCUUUACCACCGUUUCAACUAACGGGUAUGUUUCACUUCAGAAGCGGCAAAUCUGCAUGAAGGAAGGAUCACAAUAUCACCUCAGUCACUGCUUUCUUUAAACGUUUAUUUUCCUAUCUAUGACUAUAUUUAAGAAUAGAUUCUGCUUUUCAUUUUUUAAAUUUAUUUAUCUUAGAGAAGAAAUCGACCCCAUAUUUGAAUCAUCCGAGAUGAAAAUAGCUGAUUGAGAUGUCAGUCCUGCUCAAAGCAGACUGCUCAACACAUUUCUGAUUUAUAGAUAUUUAUCAUUCUUAAUGUUGUGUUUAGGAACAAGAGAGGUUAUUUAAGGCCAGGAUACCAGGAAAUCUCUAAAAAAAAAAGUAUUUGUGCAGGAGGGAGUGACGAGUCUUGACGCUUAUUCCGGCAAUGAGCUAAUUCUUCCAAUCUCAGAGAUAAUGGUCAAAUGAAGGCUAAGAGAAUAAAUAUAUGUGCUGUGUUGUACAUAAGUUAGAUGUAUAUUAGUAUUGGAACAAAGCCAAAAAUAAACAAUGAAUGCAGUGCAAUCGAAGUGCGUCCACACAGAUGUGUUGCUGAUGCUGCGGGUAAAAAAACAGACACGGCUGCAUGUGUGGGAAAGCAGAGUUCAGUCAGAAAAUCUGCACUAUCAAAGAAAGAGGUUUUUUGUUUUGUUGUUGCCAUGAUCGCUAAAUCACUUUCAUAUUUGCUUGAAACCACAUUAAAAAAUAAAAAAAGGUCACUCAAAAAAGAUACCAUUCACGCAUAUGUACCAACCCCCCGUUUUAGUCUCUUAAUGCUCAUUAUUUUAUAUGCUCAUGUGAUGACAUUUGAAGAAAACCACUCAUAGAUUUGCAGCAGCAGCUUAGCUGAAACCACUGUGAAUCAGAAUGACAGCCUGGACUGUUUGGCCCUUUUUCUUCCUUUAUGUAAUGCUUCAUACAUUCCAUUUAAAUAUUUCAAAUUCUUCUGAAUACAACUUUAAAAUAUUUACUUUUUCCUCACUUGAGCUUAUAUUUAAGUGUAUUUUUACUCACUUAUGUUACAUUUUUAUUACGUGUUUUUUUUUUUUAAAUGUCUUGUGAAGACUGUAGAGCUUUUUGCCAUUUGAGCUUGCCUGCAGCUCCUGACACGAGCUUGAGCCAACAGUUUUGUUGUCCUCAAAGACAGGCAGCCCAUUCCCAGCUUCAAAGAUCAACUUCAUUUCAUGUUCUGACUUAACCAGGAUGUUCCAGGUUGUUAUGUUACUCAUUCUUCAUGUUUGUGUCUUGAGUUGUUACACAUUCUUCCUGUUACUACUUCAUUGAUCGUUACAAAAACUCAGACUGUUUUUUUUUUGUUUUUUUUUAAGUGCAUGUGUCCUGUUGAGGUCAUUUAGAUGUUACAAUGUCAUUAAAAAUGUUUGUUUUUAUAAUUUCCUGCCAAGCUUAAUUAUUUUCGGAAGACGGUUUUCCUCUUUGCACUGUAAUGGAGGUUUAACUGUAGGUUACAGGUCACAUGGACAGAGGCUUCCUAGAUUUUACGAAAGAAGAACCUUUAAGUGACAUCAGAAAUGCUAUUUUCAGAGCUUAAAAAUAUGUUUGAAUCUAAUGUUUUGCUUGUCCUAAUGAAGCGUUAUAACGAAUGCAUUGUAUUUUUAAUGCUACAUUUUUCCAGCCACUUUUGUAAUAAAAUAAAACAAAAAUAAAUAACAGCAAGAGGCUCUAAGGUUGUGGGGCCGUCUUUACCUUCAGGCAUCCCACCAAGGGGACAUUUUGCUUCUCGUCUCCCUCUGAUCUUUUGAGUCUCCAGCUUCAACUCUCCAAACCUCCAAGCUGAAUGUACUUCUUUAAGACAAAUGUAUUCAAACAUGAACAUUUUCUGCAAUAAAGCAGAAUGUUUUGAAGAAAA